Aspergillus ochraceoroseus IBT 24754 is the source of this 1599-nucleotide messenger RNA. RefSeq names its product DHHC family palmitoyltransferase. Gene Ontology annotation, cellular component: endoplasmic reticulum; Golgi apparatus. The coding region runs from base 164 to 1528 and encodes 454 amino acids. Gene Ontology annotation, molecular function: protein-cysteine S-palmitoyltransferase activity. Gene Ontology annotation, biological process: protein targeting to membrane; peptidyl-L-cysteine S-palmitoylation. The record is from RefSeq and is a predicted model, not a curated record. The transcript is spliced from 5 exons. NCBI's taxonomy places the organism in Eukaryota, Fungi, Ascomycota, Eurotiomycetes, Eurotiales, Aspergillaceae.
GUGUCGACCACCGCUGGCGAUAGCUUUCCCUAUUGCAGCUGUAAAUAUAUGCUAUACCGGCCUGAAUAUGGAUACACCUCGGGACUUACACUCCUAACCAUUUUGUCUGUGAUAUCUCCAUGUGGAUCUGCCUUUGCCCAGGGCAUCUGUCAGUUCCCUUGAAAUGGCGCGGCAACCCGACAAUCGGCUCGUCAAUUUAGCAGUUGCCCGAGUUAUUCCUCCGGUGUUGUUUUGCAUAAUCAUCUACGCAUGCUAUGCUAUUACAAAGACAUUAUGCAUUGACUAUUUGAUCCACCCGCUCGGAAAGUAUAAUCGUCGUAGUCGAGUUGGCGCUGGCGCAGCAAUACUUGCCGUUUUCUACAUCCUAUUAAUAUUUGUGAUAAUAACCUACCUUCGACUGUUAUAUAAUGUGGCUUGGAAUCCCGGUUUCCUACCCCGAAACGCUGUACCCGCGCCGAACCAAGACCCCCAACCGCCAACUGGUCAUUCUCGAGAACAUCAUCGGAGGAAACGAAAGGGACAUCGGAAAACAAGAACGACUGGAAUUUCGGAUAAAUCCGAAAUAGAUGUUGAGAGAGCGCUCAAUCACAAUGCCGGUGCUGCGGCAUUCCCGUGGGACACUGCGGGAUUGGAGAGCUUUUACAGGAGAGACGUCUUCAUCUGUCAACCGGAUGGUAGGCCCAUCUAUUGCUCGCAAUGUUGCCACUACAAGCCAGAUCGAGCGCACCACUGCCGAGAGGUAGAUCAAUGCGUGCGGAAGAUGGAUCAUUUUUGUCCCUGGGUCGGGGGCGUAGUCUCGGAAACAUCAUUCAAAUUCUUUAUCCAGUUUGUGUUUUACACUGCUGUUUUUUGUGCCUUUAUCCUUACCGUGUGUGCAAUAUUUACGGCUGAAUUGAAACGAGAGAUCAACGAUGUCAACCCUCAUUGGGUCAUUGGUAUUGGAUUGAGCGGAUUCUUUGGCAUAUUUACUUUUGGAAUGGCCGUCAGCUCCAUACAACUUUCAAUGUAUAAUCUGACGACGAUCGAGAAUCUCAGCCGUCGAUCUGCAGUUUGGACAUUGGCUAUACGCGUGCCGAACCACUUGCUAUCCCGACUCAACCCAGGGUCACGGUGGGCUCCGACGUUCCACACCAUAACCUACCCUCUCCCCCCCAUGCCACCCCAACCGGUAACUGCAGGAGAAUAUCCUCCGCCUCCACCCCCAGCACCAACGACAGGUGAACAACAUGUUUUUGCUGUCCUCCAGAGCCUUCCCGGAGAAAACCCAUUUGAUCUUGGCAGCCCGAUCAAGAAUCUGCAACAGGUGCUAGGCUACUCAGUUUUUGAGUGGCUUCUGCCAAUUAAGCAGAGUCCAUGUGCGGAUCACAGCAGUCUAGAAAGCGAGUUCGCGCUUGGUCCGGUGGUCUCGCGACUCAAAAAAGAGGCGGGAUUGGAAUCGACACCCAAGCCAGCAAGCGAUGAGCGGGACGAUGGUGGACGAGCGAAACCGAAACACCAACACAGGAGAAGACACCGGCAAGCAGAGUAGACGAGGAUAUUAUUAGUUUUAUAGACUUUGCAUAUAAUGACCACCCCCAUUACAACAUUUUUUUAGCCAAU